Lotus japonicus is the source of this 605-nucleotide messenger RNA. RefSeq names its product brefeldin A-inhibited guanine nucleotide-exchange protein 1-like. Gene Ontology annotation, cellular component: trans-Golgi network. Gene Ontology annotation, molecular function: guanyl-nucleotide exchange factor activity. The record is from RefSeq and is a predicted model, not a curated record. The transcript is spliced from 2 exons. The coding region runs from base 63 to 605 and encodes 180 amino acids. Gene Ontology annotation, biological process: regulation of ARF protein signal transduction. Lineage: Eukaryota; Viridiplantae; Streptophyta; Magnoliopsida; Fabales; Fabaceae.
ACAAUAGAAACAAAGUAUUAUUAGAGAGGUUAGUGAAACAAAAUUGGGGGGUUUUGAAAGUUAUGCAUGCAUAUGUAGAUUCUUUUAAUUUCAACGGAAUAGAUUUUGGAGAAGCUAUACGAUUUUUCCUUCAGGGCUUCAGGUUACCUGGUGAGGCACAGAAAAUUGAUCGCAUCAUGGAGAAGUUUGCUGAGCGCUAUUGUAAAUGCAGCCCUAGUUCUUUUAGCAGUGCAGAUACCGCCUACGUUCUUGCUUACUCUGUGAUAAUGCUUAAUACAGAUGCACAUAAUAAUAUGGUGAUAGAUAAGAUGACAAAGGCUGAUUUUAUCCGAAACAACCGAGGCAUAGAUAACGGGAAGGAUUUAUCGGAGGAAUAUCUCGGGGCCCUUUAUGAUCAAAUAGUUCAAAAUGAAAUUAAGAUGAAUGCCGAUUCUUCCGCACCUCAGGGUAAACAAGCAAAUAGCUUUAAUAGAUUGCUGGGAUUGGAGGGUAUACUCAAUCUUGUGAACUGGAAGCAGAGUGAGGAAAAAGCAGUGGGUGCAAAUGGACUUCUCAUUCGGCAUAUUCAGGAGCAAUUUAAAUCACAAUCACGAAAAUCAGAGUAA